Acanthosepion pharaonis is the source of this 2850-nucleotide messenger RNA. NCBI's taxonomy places the organism in Eukaryota, Metazoa, Mollusca, Cephalopoda, Sepiida, Sepiidae. The record is from the annotation of a GenBank genome assembly.
AUGGCGGGAAACACUAUGUGCAUAUCUAUCUAUCUAUCUAUCUAUCUAUCUAUCUAUCUAUCUAAGUCUGUUCAUUAUCUAUCUAUCUAUCUGAGCCUUUUCAUUAUCUAUCUAUCUAUCUAUCUAUCUAUCCUUUUCAUCUAUCUAUCUGAUUCUCUAUCAUUAUCUAUCUAUCUAUCUAUCUAUCUAUCUAUCUAUCUAUCUUCUUCUAUCAUCUAUCUAUCUGAUCUAUUCAUCUAUCUAUCUAUCUAUCUAUCUGAGCCUUUUCAUUAUCUAUCUAUCUAUCUAUCUGAUCCUUUUCAUUAUCUAUCUAUCUAUCUAUCUAUCUAUCUGAUCUAUCUUCAUUAUCUAUCUGAUCCUCUUCAUCUAUCUAUCUAUCUAUCUAUCUAUCUAUAUAUAUAUAUAUAUAUAUAUCAGUCUAUUCAUAUCUAUCUAUUUGAUCUAUUCGUAUCUAUCUAUAUGUUUCUUCACCUUUAUCUAUCUAUCUAUCUAUCUAUCUAUCUAUCUAUCUAUAUAUCAUCUUUAUUCGUAUAUAUAUAUAUGAGUUUAUUCAUAUCUAUCUAUCUAUUUAUUCUAUCUAUCUAUCUAUCUGAUUCUGUUCAUAUCUAUCUAUCUAUCUAUCUAUCUAUCUAUCUAUCUAUCUAUCUGAUUCUGUUCAUAUUCAUCUAUCUAUCUAUCUAUCUAUCUAUCUAUCUAUCUUCAAGCAAAACAGCCAAAGAUCGCUGCAGCGUAGAAAAGAACUCUGAUAAACACCAAUCGUUUUUCUUUCUGCAAUCAGGUGGUGACAGAAAAGAUUUCGAUCAGGCUAAGAAUUCUCAUCGAUUGGCAGGUCAAGGUGGAGCGCUGACCGGAAGUGCCGGGGUCAGUAAUAGUCGCAGUGUCGCUUUCGAGACGCAGUGUCUCUUCCGUUUUGUGCCGCUUUGUCUUAAUCAAGGGAAAAGUCAAACACGUACUUGCGUUUUUUUCCCUCUUCUCUCUUCAUCUAUUUCUCCAUUCCUCCUUUCUUUUCCCUCUUCUUCAACCAUUACACUUAAUCUCCUUUUGUGUCCUUACCCAUUCAUUCCUUUUCCUUUACCUCUUCUCCGAAAAAUUGUUCUUCAUCUCCCUUCCUCUCUUUAUCCCUUCCUUCAUUUCUCCUUACCCUUUUCUCCACACUUGCUCUCCAUCUCUCUAACGUUAUCUCUUCUUUCUUUCUUUCUUUCUUUCUUUCUUUCUUUCUUUCUUUCUUUCUUUUUCACUCUUUAUCCAUCUCUUUCUUCUGUAUCUUUCCUUUUUUUCGUUCUUUCCAUCUCUUUCAAUAUGGGUCUUUCACCUGAUUCUCUUCUUUUCUUUCUUUUCUUUCUUUCUUUCUUUUUUCUUUCCAUUCUUUCUUUUUUGCUUUUCUUUUUCUUUCUUUUUUUUUUUUUUUCAAUCUUUAUCCAUCUUUCUUUCUUCUGUAUCUUUCCUUUUUUUUUUCGUUCUUUCCAUUCUUUCAAUAUUUCUUUCUUUUUCUUUCUUUCUUUCUUUCUUUUUCUUUCUUUCUUUCUUUCUUUCUUUCUUUCACUCUUUAUCCAUCUCUUUCUUCUCUAUCUUUCCUUUUUUUUCUCUAUCUUUCCUUUUUUUUCGUUCUUUCCAUCUCUUUCAAUAUGGGCCUUUCACCUGAUUCUCUUCUUUCUUUCUUUCUUUCUUUCUUUCUUUCUUUCUUUCUUUCUUUCUUUCUCACUCUUUAUCCAUCUCUUUCUUCUCUAUCUUUCCUUUUUUUUCUGUAUCUUUUUUUUCUCCUUUUUUUUUUUUUUUUUUUCGUUCUUUCCAUCUCUUUCAAUAUGGGCCUUUCACCUGAUUCUCUUCUUUUUUUCUUUCUUUCUUUCUUUCUUUCUUUCUUUCUUUCUUUCUUUCUUUCUUUUUCACUCUUUAUCCAUCUCUUUCUUCGUUCUGCUAUUGACCCCAAUCUCUUUUUCUCUCCUUAGUGUAUCUUUCCUUUUUUUUUCUUUCUUUCCAUCUCUUUCAAUAUGGGCCUUUCACCUGAUUCUCUUCUUUCUUUCUUUCUUUUCUUUCUUUCUUUCUUUCUUUUUUUUCUUUCUUUCUUUUUUCAUUUUCACUUUUAUCCAUCUCUUUCUUCCUUCUGCUAUUGACCCCAAUCUUUUUCUCUCCUUAGUGUAUCUUUCCUUUUUUUUUUCGUUCUUUCCAUCUCUUUCAAUAUGGGUCUUUCACCUGAUUCUCUUCUUUCUUUCUUUCUUUCUUUCUUUCUUUCUUUCUUUCUUUCUUUCUUUCUUUCUUUCUUUUUUUCUUUUCUUUCUUUCUUUCUUUGUUAGUUUUUUUUAUUCUCCCUUUGUCUCUCUUUCCCUUCUUUCUUUCCUUCCGAUUUUUUCAAUACUUGAUCUUGAUCUUUCUAAUUUUAUGUCACCUUUCGUUUUUUCUUUCUUUCUCUCCUUUGCUCACCAUAUCUAUCUCUUUCCCCAUUCUUUUCUUUCCCUCUCUGUUCUUCUUUUUUUCGUUCUUUCCCUCUCUUUUAACAUUGCAUUUGCAUCAGAUUAUGUCUCUCUCUCUCUCUCUCUCUCUCUUUCUAUCAAUUCUUUCUUUCCGUCUUUUUCUUCAGUUGUCCGUUAUUCCUCUUCGUCUCUCCCUUGUUUAUUCAAUACUUACCUCUUCUCCAAUUUCUCUUUCUCUCUUUUUAGUCUACCUCAUCUUUCUUUCUUUCUUCAUUUUCCUUCAUCUUCCGUGGGUUUUUUUUCACCUCUUUCUUUCGUUUGGACUUUUUUUAAUUUCUUUAUUCGCCCCUUCUUUUGUAAGUCAGCCAUACUUGAGAUGAACACAUCCUUAAUGAUGUUUUCUCGUUUUCCAAUAUCCGGCGAACGCCUGAACGGAAAUUGA